AUGUCAAUCCCUCCGUCGAGAGCACAUUCGGAAGUGUUCUCGGCAUCACAGUAUGGCGCUGCAUCGCAGCCGAUUCGUCCAAGUCGACGAAUUAACCAUUUCAUUCUACCGACUUUCAUUCUUUCUAUUGUUGGCCUCGCAUGUCUAUGGGCACUUUGGUAUUAUUUGAGUUUUACAUCAGUUUUCCCAUAUCAUCAUCGCGUUUUCUACUGCCGUGAUAUCUACCUUUAUCUGCCGAACUUUCGACCCGAAGACUUUCAAGUGUACGUCUCAUACGCUCUCCUCUAUGUACUCGGAUUUUUGUUACCAGUUGUUGUGAUUUUAAUUGGUGAGAUAAUGUUUUGGCUAUUCUCGACGAGACCUCGCAAAACAGUUUACGCGAAUUGUGGUGAAUGCAAAAUCCAUUUGUUUACACGUCGCGUGAUACGAUUUAUUGGCAUUUUCAUGUUUGGAGCGCUGAUAACGCAGAUAUUUGUGCAUACCAUCAAGCUGAUGACUGGUUAUCAAAGACCUUACUUUCUGUCAUUAUGCAACGUUAAUAUGAGUAUGUGCACGGCACCCCUCGAGCAUUCUCCGUCACCGUCACCCGCGUUGGCAUGCAACUAUCGUAACGCUGAUGAUCUGCGCUAUGCGUGGUUAUCGUUCCCGUCACUCCAUGCUGCUUUCUCGUCAUAUUCAUGCGUUUUUGCAUCUCUUUACAUCUACUAUAUGAUCACACUACGUGGAGCACCCUUGUUGAGACCAUUUCUGAUUUUUGGCUUUAUGGGCUUAACGUUAGUGGAUUCAUUUUCACGAAUCAAUGGUUACAAGAAUCAUUGGCGUGAUAUUUGGGUCGGUUGGCUGAUCGGCUUCUUCAUUGCCUUCUUUUUGUGUCAUUCGGUGCUAUGUUUCCAAGAGGUCUAUCAUGAGAUUGUCGAAAGAGUGAAUGUGAUCGAAGAACGACUCAGUCCGUUCUUCCAAUGGUUCAGGCUACCAAGAGUGCAUGCACCCUCCUUGAAAGAGGAAUACGUGUAA
Messenger RNA from Anisakis simplex (herring worm), 1014 nucleotides. Lineage: Eukaryota; Metazoa; Nematoda; Chromadorea; Rhabditida; Anisakidae. The record is from the annotation of a GenBank genome assembly.